Caenorhabditis auriculariae is the source of this 6858-nucleotide messenger RNA. Lineage: Eukaryota; Metazoa; Nematoda; Chromadorea; Rhabditida; Rhabditidae. The record is from the annotation of a GenBank genome assembly.
AUGAGGCUCUUCGCUGCCUCCAUACUAUUUUUCGCUGUCGUUCAAGCGGUUCGUUCAAUUUUUUUUUUGAAAUCAAUUUCGUUUUUAUCGAUUAUUAUUUUUUUCAUCAAAUAUGUUUUGAUUAAUUUCGAUAGUCCACUUUCAACCGCUUAAAAAUUUUCUCAUCUCUCCGCUCUUUUGGCUUUUUUUUCCUUUUUUUUUUACCUUUUCUCCAUUUUUUGAGCCUGUAAGUCUUUCAAUAACUCCGGUCGGUUACAUGUUCAUAAUUUUUUUCAGGACGACUUUUCUCAUGAUUUUUGCAGAAGAAAAUUGGUCAAAUUUCUAUUUUUCUUCAGGAGAAGCCAAUGCUUGAAAAAACGUUUCGAAUAUUUGUUCUUACAGUUCUUAGUCGUAGAAUAACUUGAAAUAAAUAAGAAAAUUGGUGAAAACGAUCAAUAUCGCGGCGACACAGGGAAAUAGCUAGCGCGAGGCCAAUAAGUGUGCAAAACGAGAAGGUUUAAGUUUCGGAGGAGGGGAAAGUCUGCGAAUAAUGUGGGUGCGGACGGUGGAGAUUCGAGAUGAAAUCUCAGAAUGAAGUGGUUGACGCCACGAAAAAACAGAAUCGAUUUGCAGCAGAAGCUGAACGAUGGCGACGUGCAGACGCCCUACGGAGACGCGCCCUAUUCGCAUCGUCGGCUCUUCGGGAUACGAAGACUUAGGGUCUGCUCUUUUCUUAUUGUUUUUUUUUUCUUUCCUCUCUUUUUCAUCUUGAGUUAUUGAUCCAAAACGAAUAGGGAGCUGGCUGUUCGAGAUUAGUUUGUGUGAUUAUUUUAUAAAUGUUUUAAUUUCAGCCGAAUCAUGAGUACAGAUAUACUCUAUUCACCGCUAGCUUGAGCAAAAAUAUUGCAGAGACUAGUUUCUGCCAUAGACUUCUUCCUUUUGCAUACAGUUUCCUCAAUCGUCUAAAUACCCUCAUUGAGUAUUUUCUCAGGCCAGCGCUGAAUAAUCAAGAUUUUUUUUUCCUGGUUUCAUAGUUUGAAAGGCUCUAGAAUAUUCAUUCAAGCCAAAGCUCUAUAGAAGCUUUUCUCACUUUGUUUUCCAGGUUCUGAGGCCGCUGCUGACCUCAGACUCGCCACAGCGCGUUGAACCGUCGUCGCGUCGGAGGCAACAGCCUCGGUUUGUCGACAGCUCCGAAGAGCUCAGUGUUCGUUUUUUUUUUCGAAUAUAUAUUAGAUCCGGGAUUUGAAAAUAGCGUGGUUGAAGAGCUGUGAGGUUUUGAAUGGGAAAUGUCUCUGCCAUUGUGUGGCGGUGGUCAGCGAGAUGUCGUCGUGGCCCUCGAUCUGGCUGCCAGCCUCUGAGACGCGAAAACUUGUUCCGCGCGUCACGCCAGUUCCAUGACUCAAUCGCUUCCUUCAGGGACCUUCCCGUGUCCCUCGAUGAGUUGCCAGCAAAACAGCCCCAAGGAUUUGUUCCACAUUAAGCCGUCUUAAAGUAGAGAAUAAGGAUCCAAGUUUCAUUUUUCCUUUCGAAUGAGAUUCAUGUGAUUCUGUACAGUGUCUUUUGAAAAAAAGCAGUGGCUUUUCUGAAAUAAGAAAAGGUUGGUAGAUGGAAAAAGAAGUUAGAAGUUAUACAAGAUUUUCUAAUUGUAUAGUAAAACACACUUUUUUCAAUUGAAAGCUUUUUUAAUGACUUUUUAUUUGUAAGUUUGUUUGAACUCUAUGCUAAUGUCAUUUUUGAAAGCAGAUUGGUUAUCAUAUUUUUAAAAAGACGAAAAAAACAAAAAUAAAUAUUUCGGUUCUCAGAUAAUUUUUUUCAAUUAUUUAUGAGCAUAUAAUAUAUAAUGACGUCAAAAUUGUUUCUGUUUCAUGUUCAGAAGAUGAUUGUCGUCUUAAUUCGCCAUCUCUCAAAUCGGGAGAAUUUGUGAUUUAUUGUUUUUUUUUAUUGGACGGAAAUUCAAAAUUUGCUUUGAAACAAGCUCGCCGACUGGUUUCCAACUUGUUUGCAAUGCGUGACCUCCUGGUCAACCGUUGCAAAAAGUUUGACAAAAGGACUGUUUCGGAGAAAAAAUGUUUGUCACAUGCACUUUCCGCUUUUAAUGGGCUCAUAUUUCAAAUAGUAAGACUAUCUACGGAUUUUUAGUGUAAAUUUGAGAGCGCAAGGUUAAAAUGAAGUUAUUUAUUUAUUUUUUAGAAUGUGGAAGUUUCACAGGUCUGGUCAUUUCUGACGAAUAAAGGGGUGAAAAAUUUUUUAGCGGUGCAAGAAUUGCGUUUGAAAUCCAUCAGAUCUUGCUAAAACCCCUUCUUGUAUUCUCGUCUGAACUUCCCUGCGAAAUUUCGAGUAGAGCCGUGUCGAUCGCGUUAUUUUCCAAUCAAGCGUCGUUUUCCAUUAAGACGAGCAGAGCUUUCAUUCUUCGUAGAAGAAAGCGAGAUUCGGCGGUGAAAGAGAACACUACCGCGGCAUUAAAAGCUCGAAAGAGGUCACUGAUACGACGCUUCUGCGCAUUCUGAUCAAUCCAUCGAGCGUGAGUUGCAAUCCGCGUGGGUCGCGGUUGAUUCGACUGAUUGCGUCGUUCAACGGUCUCUCAAGAUAUUUCACGAAAUCUUUAGACGGCAUAUCCAAAAAAAGUUUCAAAAUCUUGUUCAAAGGGCCAGUUAUGUAUAGAAGUUCAAUUGCAUAUCAACAGCAGAAGAUUUGUUAAGUUCGGUUAUUUUCACUGAACAGGGAGUUUUCUCAUUUCAUAGUGGGUUUUAUCGAAUGAGACUUUCCUCACCAUGUGUCUCUUUCCGCUGUUUGUAAAACUCUGCUCGAAAUUUUUUCAAAGUUCUCUCAAAAAAUCUAGAAAUGAUGAAACUUUAAUUUCUUGUUCAUCCAGUUACUGUAAAUCACUGAAAUUUCUCGAAAAUUUUAGUUCGAUAUUGUUUUCUGAAGAAUUCUGUUUUAGAAAGACACUGCAAAUGUGGUGAAAUGUUCGGUUUCGACGGACAGCAGAGCCAUCGAUAGUGCAAAAUUUUUUUGCAUUCUUUUCUUUCUAGAUAUUUUUUCCAUUUUUAGGUGAUCAAAGUUUUUUCGAAAACCUACGAUUUUUCUAAAAAUUAUCUAGCUUCAAGUUGUCAUGGCUAACCUGCUAGUUCACAUGGGUAGCUUUUCACUUCUUCAAAAAAAAGAUUUGAGGAACUUUAUGAGAAACUUGAGGGUCGUCAUCAUGAAAAUGUAUAUGAAAUAGUAUAUGAAAAGUUAUAUGAACAAGACCAGAAAAGGAAAAAAAGAGAAAGUGUUUUUGUUGAGAUUGUGUGAUAAAAUAUUAAAUUUUUUUUCAUUUGAUUUUUUUACGAGUCUUUUCUUUCAAUAGACGAUGCUCAAUGAAGUUCAAAUCAAACAAAGAUAAAUUGCAGAGCUUCGUGCCGAGAGCCCAGGUGCCUCGAGCUCAGGUGCCGCCGUUGUUGGUGCCUCCUUCACAACCGAUCCAAGGCGGAUCAGUUUCUUCCGAAGCCGUCGAAAGUUCUGCGGAGGAUGAAGUGCGAUCCACUCGCGUCAUUCUGCAGAAUCCUCUUCAACUCAGCGCCCACAUGGACGAGAAGCGCCGGAAACGCAUCGAGGUAAGAGAUUUAUUUUUUAGAAGUUGAAAAAAUGUCUGCUUUUAAAUCGUAUCGUUUCAUAAAAAAUAUAUUUCCUAAAACUGCAGGCGAGAUGGCGGCGUCUUGGAAUCAAUUUCGACAGAAUCAGCAAUCGAAAUGACAGCCCCGAUUAUCCGCACCACAAGGCUGUGAGUUUGAAAAUGCUUCUCUGUUUAGUUUUUUCCGGAACCUAACUAGCCUUCUCAGGUAACCGAAAUAGAGAGGACGAUGCCAGCCGCAAUUCAACAGUUGAACAUCCCUACUGAGGUUUCUUUUCAUUUGUGACUCAAACAUCCGCAGUUUAAUAGAGUCCGUCAAAAAUCUUCUACCGCGAAGUGAGACCAAGACCUCGUGUCCAAGGGCCGAUUCUGCGAGUGCUCAGUCCUCCGGAAGGUUCGCUUCUGUCCCUUCCUUUUCCCCGAUAAUGCUUUCCUAACCGGUCUGAACUCACUCAGCUAACCGCUUCGGUUUCUGGAUUCUAGAAUUCAGAACGGGUGCCGCUUCCCGCUGAUCUGCCGCCGCAGGGAGACUACCAUUCGAGACCGAAACCAACUUUCAAGGGUAUCAAGUUCACGCAAGAGAAGCUGAGCGUGCGUCCGCGGCUACGCAUCCGCCGCCCCGGUUCGCUACUUUCCUUCUACUUUCCUAUCGCUUCCGCUUCUCUUUCUUUGAUUUCUUUGAUUUGUUUGGUUUUUCGUUUGCGGGUGACGGCGUGUUGGGAGAGUGCAAACUCGGGUUGUUGCAGGAGCUCCGUUGCCGCCCAUCGAAGACUUUGACCCCAACCUCACUCCAUUUAUGAACAACGCGCGCACCAAAUAUGGCUACGGGCCACCGAAACCACUUCCUGACGGUAUGCUUUUUCGAAAUUUUCAUAAUUUGAGAGUUUGAGUCUCAUUCUCAUUAUAUUCGAGCUUAUAGACAAUGAAAGACUAUUCUGAAAAAAACAAACAAAAAAAAACCCAUCUUGUUAAUGAUUCUUUCUUUGAAAUACGUAAUGAGAGAAUUUUCAAAGUAUUAUGUUGUUUCAUCAUCUUCUUCCUACUUCUUCCUACGCCUUUGUACCGCUUGAGCGGCGUCGGCGCCCCAAGUCGAUUAGCCGAGGUCCUAUCCUGAUAUCAGUGGACUGGCUCCAGUGACAUAUCCGUCCUUGUCUGUGACGGCUGGGGAUUAUGAAGCUGUGGUUUCCCACUACCAACAUUUCUUAAACCCCUUGGUUGGGUCGGGGAUCGAACUUGUGACCCUGUGGACCGUAGACAGGCACACAACCUGUUGCGCUACGGCGCGCCCCUAUGUUGUUUCAUCAUAUUGUUGAAAAAAAAAAAACAAAUCUUGAACAAUUAAAAAAGGCGAUGACCAAUAUCUGUUUCUGCCUGAAAAAGUGGUUUUUAUGACAAAUUAUUCCACUAUAACCACAGAAAAAGUCAAAUUGAAAGACAAAAAGUGAGUUUUUUGAACUAUGACAAGGAACUCUGUCCAAAGGAUAUAAUCUAUGCAUACUCACUUACCUGAAAUUCCAGCCAACUACGGUAUUAACGAACUCUUCUUACCGAACUCCAUAUAAUUAUGUAUCGGCCUCACGUGAAUUGAAAAGAAUUUAGAUCCGUUCGAUUUUUACCAGAUGUUUUCCAUCCCCUAUGGACAAAAACAAGUUUAUUACUGUCUCACUCGCCGUUAACUAGUUUGAUUUUGUGUGCUUGGAAUCGAGUUUUUUUUUGUGCAAUAUGCUCGUUUCUUCUAAAAUAGUGCAGAAAUCAUCAUAAAUCUCAUGAGAAAAUCCGAUGAAUGUUUAUUCGCAUGUGAGAAAGUUUUCAGAGUUACCGACAGUACCUACCACGACGACAACGAUAGCAACUACCACUGUCACAACGACCACACCAUCCACAACGACUACAGCUGCCCCGACGACUACGGCAGAGGCAGAAACUGGAGCUCCCCUCGUGGAUACCGAAGAAUCUUCUCCUAUCACAGAGUCCGAAAACUCAGGGGCGGGAGACUCCGGUUCGAGAGCCAAUGAGGACUGGAACCAAGUUGUUUUUUAGGCGCUGGUUUUGGAUUCGGACCAUCUGAACUACCGCCAGAGUUUGCGAACGUCGGUUUCGGUGUAGGCGGAGGACCCAGCGGCUUCAGCUUCAAUGUGCCCGCCGAAGAAAUGAACAAGGUGCAGGCGGAGACGACGACCACAGCAGCUCCUGAGACGACGACGCCGCGACAACGCUUCAAACAGAGGUUCCGUUCCCCGUUUCCCAAAACGUUUGUAUUUCGUAAUUUAUAGGAAACAACCCAAUCCAGAUUUCGACAAGAACGAACCGGUUGUUAUACCUCAAAAUUCUGGCCUACGAGCUGUAGCCCCCCCUAAGGAGUUUGGCGACGCUGGAGGAUUCGGAAGCGGUGGAUUUGGAGGCGGCGGAGGCAGCAUCGGCGGAGGCUCCGGAUUCACUGGAUUCGGAGGAGGAGGAGGCGGCGGAGAUCCCGACUUUGGAGGAGGCAAUCCAGCAGCGACAGGGGAAGGUGAGAAUGAAAAAUCUAGCGAAGAUGAGUCCUAAUUUCUCAGGAGGAGAAGACUUGUUCACCGGAGAUUCUGCGUUAGUACCGUCAAAAGGACCGACUGGAGAUGGCUACGGACCCCCAGUGUUCCCUGGAGGAGCUGCUCCGCCGGCUGUACCUGCUGUUGGACUUGGAGGAGAUGCCGCGGGCAAGAAUCCCUACGGCGCUGUUGUCGAAGUCACCGAGAAUCCGCGAACAACGGUUAGUUUUGUCACAUUUUUGAAACAUUGGAGAUCAGGUUAAACCUUCGGCUCUACUCAACGUUUUGAACAAAGCUGACCUUGGGUUCAACCAGGCUAUAGAUCAUUUCGAACACGGAACGCCUGUCGAGACGGCUGCCAUCGACAUUCUCGAAGGUCAGUGUGUUCGAAUUCAAAGAGUUUCCAGCUCAUGAAGACAACGCAUUCAAAGAAGAUUUACGUGUUUACCAAGAUUUUCUAGUGGCGCUCGGCUCGCAGAAACUCGACUCACAGGCCAAACUUCUGGGACACGUCGACAGGACCAUCGGACUGGACAACUUGCAGCGGAUACAGCGUUGGGCCAACACAGCUGGAGCUUUAGAAGUCUUCAAGGAGCAGGUAGUUCUUUCCCAAAGAGGAACAGAAUGAGGAAGUUAGGAUUUCAGUUCUUGAAGUUCGCAAAGAACUUCCAGCCGCCGCCAGACCUGCUGCCAACUGUCCCCCCGCAGCUCGAGUACCUUUUCAAGACCUCGGGUCGGUAG